AAACUUACCUUUCUGCCAAACAGAUGUCAGUCUUUUUCAGCUUUCUUCGACCCUCCUUUCUCGAGCCAUGGCACCUCUCCUGUCUGGAGAUCUUUUGACAUUUUCAUUGGACGAGCUGACAGAUCAAGCUUCUCUUAUAAACUUGGUGGAGGCGGAUACCGAGUGCAGCGCACAGUCAUUACGAAGGAGGAAUCUGGAGUCCGAGAGAAACGUUCGUGAAAAUGGCUGAACGAAGCAGCAGCAGCAGCAGUAACUUUGCCAAGGGAAUUCACUCGGUUGUGGUAACUGGUGGCAGCAAGGAUGCUGACCCUACUCGUACGGACAUAGCACGCAACGCGUUUAUGAUGGCGGGCGCUUGUUCUGCUUUCUCCGGAGUCGUGAAUAAAAUCGGCGGGCCAUUUGGCGCUACAGUAAUCAAGGACAACCAAAUCGUGUCGUGCAGCCAUAACACCGUGUUCCGCGACCAUAACCCAACGCGACAUGGUGAAAUGUGCGCCAUCCGACAAGCCUGUGCCAAUCUGCGCUCAGCUGACCUGAGUGGAUGUGAUAUGUACACUACCUGUGAGCCAUGUCCGAUGUGCUGGGGUGCUAUCCAACGCUCAGGCAUUCGCGAUAUGUACAUCGGCGUGGACCGUUACCUGGCCGCAGAGUUUAGUUUCAGCGAUAAAGCUUACUACGACGAGAUCGCGCUCUUACACAACGCGCUGAAUAGCAAGGAGCAGGCACAACCGGUUGUGUCUAACUUUCUAACCGUCCGGGUUGGCAAUCCUCUGAAAGCACUUGUUCAAGACCAGCUACUCGGAGGUGAUAGCACUACGAGCGGUGACGGGGGUGACUCUGCUUGGCUGACUGUCUUGCAAGCGGACACAACACAGGAUGGCAGUCCACAAGCUAAACGUAGUCCUAGCAUAGCUGACCAGCGUAUCUCGGCUGAACAGCAUGCCGAAUUCAGUGAGCAGCUCGUCAGCUAUGCACGCGAGAUGAUAGCUAAGCAUGGGUCUGGUGCACAGCCUGAUGGUCACGAGGCAUGCAUACUAGUGGACACACAGACUGGAGGAGUCGUCGGCCGUGGUUCUGCGUUGACGGCGGGCCACGAGGAUGCAUCCGGUGGCUUUGUCACAGCAGCCGUCGAGCAAGCCACCAGCGAGUUCAAGACUCAGUUCCUAACGGAGUGCAUCGCGUACUGCACAGUUGAGCCGGAUCCAAUGAAUUUUUGCUCGUUGCUGUGGGCAAAGGUACCGUUCUUGUACAUUGGCUUGCCACAGGGUGACGUGGAUGCAUAUCGAAACCGCACACCAGGAUCUCAGGAUGGCGAACGCACGCACCGGAUCUUUGAGAAGUUUUUCAAACGUGAGGAACGUAAGAAGCAAGAGCAACCAGGCGCGGUUGACCGUGUAGUCUUGCGAGAUGAGUGUGCGGAUCUAUUUCGCCUGUUCGAAAAUGUCGGCGGCUUUGGACAGCUGUUCUAAAGGGAAGAAAAUUCUAACAGUGACUUGAAAAAGCCUGCAGAAGUGCUACCUGGUAUGAGUGAUAGGGUAUGUGCGGGUAUGCUGAAACGUCCAUUUGAGGCAAGGCGUCAACUGAUCCUGUACACAUCUGGUCACCCAUCCCGGUGUGUGACUGUUGCCGGCUACUCCAUAGUGCACUCGGAAUGUCCGCUCUCUUGACUGCUGGACCACGGCGGAAGGAGAGAGCCUGUAGGUCGAAGGGACCUGUCGUACACUUUAAUUAUAAUGUCGAUUCGUGCUGUUUGUGAAAAACUUGCUUAUUAUUGCUAACUAAUGAUAGUUUUAGAAAAUGACAAGUAGCUGAGUGGUCUCGCUCAAUGUUGGUUUUGGAGACAGCUACUGACUCUUCUUCUUGAUUUGCUUUGUUGAAUCAAAGUUCUUAGUCAUGACCAAACACCGCAGUGUCCUCCAAGGUUUCCCCAUUUUCUCGUGCCUUGAUACUUACACGAUGUCUGUGCCUGGGCUAACAUGUUCAUGUGUGCACACGGAGUGCUGUGGCUGUGUUCCUGGCUCACUGCACUGUA
Messenger RNA from Sycon ciliatum, 2032 nucleotides. RefSeq lists its product as uncharacterized. Gene Ontology annotation, molecular function: zinc ion binding; guanosine deaminase activity. The record is from RefSeq and is a predicted model, not a curated record. Lineage: Eukaryota; Metazoa; Porifera; Calcarea; Leucosolenida; Sycettidae. Gene Ontology annotation, biological process: purine nucleoside catabolic process. The coding region runs from base 222 to 1469 and encodes 415 amino acids. The transcript has a single exon.